UGAGAGGAGAUGCUCUGUAUUAGUGUUUGCGGCUGACUGGUUGAUAUCUUAACAGAGGCGAAGAUGCUUUUGCUUUAUCGGCGUGACUCACCCCAUUGGCCAAAGAACUUAUACCAACAUUCCCUUCAUUUUACCUAAAUCACAACUUCAACCUUUCACCAACCUUGAUUUCUAUCACCAACCGCAAUCAUGUCACCCAUAACAAUCCGCCCAGCAACGCCCGAAGACAUCCCCCAAAUGCUUGCCGUCUUCUUCUCCGCAUUCUCUUCCUCGCCUCUAAACAAGCGUUGCUUCUCCCCAUCAUCUCCUGAUGUCCAAGCUUUCCAAACCUCAUUUCUCCAAACCAACGUCGACGACAAGGAUGACAAUUUCAUGCUCGUCGCAGAGGACGAUUCUAAAAUCCUCGGCUGGGCGCGCUGGGUUCGCAGAGAAAACCCACCAUUGUCGGGGAAGCAGAUCGACCCUUCUACGUUUCCUGCUUCAGGAGACCAAGCGACCGCGGCGGAUUUCUUUCAGAGGAAUGCUGAUGCGACUUUAAAACACGUCGCUGGUGAGAGGCAUUGGUUCCUAAGCACGAUCGCCACUGCAAAAGAAGCACAGCGACGGGGCGUAGGAUCUGCGCUAAUGAGAUUUGGUGUUGAGAAAGCCGAUCGAGAAGGUUGGAUGUCUUAUUUGAAUAGCUCUAGCGAAGGAAGGGGCCUGUAUGAGAAGUUUGGGUUCAGGGUCGUUGGAACAAGUGAGUUCCCUGAUCUGGGCAUGACGCAGUAUCAUAUGAAGAGAGAGGCAGUUCGGAAUUGA
Molecule: messenger RNA, 798 nt
Organism: Fusarium oxysporum Fo47
Lineage: Eukaryota; Fungi; Ascomycota; Sordariomycetes; Hypocreales; Nectriaceae
Product: acyl-CoA N-acyltransferase
Exons: 1
Coding region: 190-798 (202 amino acids)
Molecular function (GO): acyltransferase activity, transferring groups other than amino-acyl groups
Source: RefSeq, a predicted model, not a curated record